Messenger RNA from Zingiber officinale, 384 nucleotides. Its product is annotated as oleosin 16 kDa-like. The record is from RefSeq and is a predicted model, not a curated record. Gene Ontology annotation, biological process: lipid storage. Gene Ontology annotation, cellular component: membrane; monolayer-surrounded lipid storage body. Bases 1 to 384 code for a protein of 127 amino acids. The transcript has a single exon. NCBI's taxonomy places the organism in Eukaryota, Viridiplantae, Streptophyta, Magnoliopsida, Zingiberales, Zingiberaceae.
AUGGCCGACGUGCAGUACGGACGCGAUCAGCAGCAGCCGCCGUCACACGCGGCGGUGAAGGCUGUGGCGGCGGCCACGGCGGGCGGCUCGAUGCUGGUGCUGUCGGGGCUGACGCUGGCGGCUACAGUGAUCGGGCUGGCGGUGGCCACGCCGCUGCUGGUCAUCUUCAGUCCGGUUCUGGUGCCGGCGGCUAUCGCGGCGGCGCUGGUGGCGGCCGGGUUCCUGACCUCCGGCGGGCUCGGGAUGGCGGCGCUUUCGGUGCUGUCGUGGAUGUACAAGUAUCUGACCGGGAAGCAGCCUCCGGGGGCGGACCAGCUGGAGGAGGCGCGUCGGCGGGUCACGGCCAGGGUGAGGGAGUUCAAGGACCAAACCACCGCCCACUAG